Molecule: messenger RNA, 4968 nt
Organism: Naumovozyma dairenensis CBS 421
Lineage: Eukaryota; Fungi; Ascomycota; Saccharomycetes; Saccharomycetales; Saccharomycetaceae
Gene: HIR3
Product: Hir3p
Exons: 1
Coding region: 1-4968 (1655 amino acids)
Biological process (GO): chromatin organization
Cellular component (GO): HIR complex; nucleus
Molecular function (GO): nucleosome binding
Source: RefSeq, a predicted model, not a curated record
AUGUCUACAUUCCAUGCACUCAAUUUGGAUUUGGAUGAUGAACAGCUAGAAGCUGAAGAACAUUCCAGGGAAUUACAAAUUGAAGAAAGUUUUGAGAUUUAUCAAACUGCAUUAUCUCAAUUGAAAUUAAAACAAUUCGAAGAGGCUGACCUUACAUUCCAAAAACUAUUUGAGAAAGAUGUUCUAAAACCAGAUAAAUGGGGGUUCUAUAGACAUACUUCACCCACUUUGAACAAACUCCGGUACUUGGCUCAUCGAAAUCGUGGGAUGUAUUAUUAUACUUAUAUUAUUGAUAAUUACUCUAAAUUGGAUUCCGUUGAGGUUAUCAAUGAUAUACUAAAGGUAGUUGAACAUCUAAUAGAGUCCAUACAACAUAGUGAAGCUGAUACAACAGUUACCAACCUAUUGUACGAUAUAUUUUGUGCAUUUAAAAGUAAGAAAUUACAAAGAUCUAUUCUAGAAUACGAAUUAAGUAGAGAUGAGAAUCAGUUACUGUUUAUGGGUAGAAAGGAGAAAUUUAUCUUACCACAACUACGAAAUAUUAUACAACAAUAUAUGACGUUAUUGACUGGUUUGGAGGGCAUUCAUGAAGAUUUCCCUUUAUCAAAGUAUAUCUUAGGAAAUUCUAUAACAGGCAAUGGCCACAGUGUAAAAAACUCUGUUUUAGGAAAGAUCGAACACAUGAAGACUGAGGAUGAGCAAACCAUGAAUGAAUUAGAUGUGACGGAAGUAUCUUUGAAGGAAUUAAGUUGGGAGGCAAUUUUUGAUUCAAUUCAAGAAAAUAUACCAAAAUGUAAGAUAUCUAACCUUCUCCAAAAAACACUAGAUCCAUACCAUGAAGUUGAAGAUCCAAUUGAAGGAAUUAGAAUUAUCAUCGAGGAUAAUGAUAACAUUGCACAAAAAGGAAAUGAGGCCAGAGAAAACAAUGAUAUUGUAGUUAGCGAGGAUAAACCCACGAUCAAGAAUACUACAGAUGCUACGGAAACGAAGGAACAACCGAGCCAAAGGAAACGAAGUUUAGAUUCAGGGGACUCACAUAAAACUAUACAGCGUUCAAGUAAAAGGUUUCGAGAAAGAGAUUCCACCACGGACAUUGUGCAUGAUUCUACUUUAAAUAAUCAUAAAGAUUUCCUGGAUGAAUGGCAAAGAUUAAUUGAAGUUUUUGACUUGAAGUUACCAACGUAUUUAAAUGAUUUCUCAUUGGUUUUCUCUUCAUCUGAUAGCGGUAGUCCGAAAGUCUACAAUGAUCUGUUUGAUUGUUUAAAAAGUUGGAACUCCUGGCAUACAGAUAUAUUCAUGCAGAAAGAUUCUCACACAGGAACCAGAUCUGAUCAUGGCACAAAUGUAGAUGAAGAUAUUUUGGCUUUAAACAAUUUUUUAGUACCAACUGUAUCUGAAAAUCUAAUAGCUGACACAAUGAUAAAACCGGAACCUCUUCCUCUCUCAGAGUUAACUGAGUUUGUAUCUACUGUUAAUCAAUGGAAGCCACAUUUUCAUGAAUUUCGUUUCAGAGCAUUAUCAUAUCUACUCACCUCAUCGGUACAAGAAGAACAAAGACUUAUUAUCAAAUAUAAAUGGUCACAACACCUUUUCAAAACGAUGGAACGCAUUAUGUUAGGAAUGGAAUCCAAUCUUAUCAAUUUUGUUGACUCUAAUAAUGAUCCUUCUUUAUCACUUUCUGUACUCGAGAUAUUGGUUAAUAUGUUAGGUUAUCUUUAUUCUAAAAUAUUAACAAAGGAAAAUACAGGUCAAAAAGUGAGUGACCUUAAGCAACAAAAGGCAAAAGUGGAGAAGAAAAUUAAACAUUGGGCAAAUCUAUGUGAAUAUUUUACAGCUGCAGAUAAUCAAUAUAAUGUGCUAUUUCAAUGGAUAAAGUACUGGUUUUUGCAAUAUACUACUACUAUUUCAGAUCCUAAUCUUACUAAGCCGUUAGAAGUCAUAAAAGAGGAGUUUUCUCGAUCUGGAAUAAGGGCAUAUAUGUCCUAUCCCAACUACGACUAUAUACCAGAAUUAUCAGCUUCUUCAAUCGAGAACCAAUUGCGGAAGAUAGCUAUCAUAAAAGAUAUAGCGGUUAUUAAUAAACCAAGCAAUGAGGGCAACGUAGCUUCGAAACUCCAUGUUAUUAAAUCUUUACAAAGUGUUUUACUUCAAAGUUUAGAUGAUGCAUAUAAUAAAGAUUAUUUGAAACUAGAUGCUGAAAUGGUCUCCUUCAUCAAAAAUUCAUCAUUUACUCUAAAGUUGAAACUUUGGGAUUUACUCUUUUCUUUUUAUUGUAUCCAAAGUGAUGAAGAAUUGAUAAUACAAACUUUCUUUCACAUUUUGAAAUUUUUAAUUGGUACGUUGAAUUCUGACGAUUAUAUGGCCACAACAGAUAAAGCUCGCCAUCAGUUAUUACUUACCGUUUUCGUAAACAUCGAUCGAUUAACAGCCCAAGUGACGGAGAUUUUGUCAAAAAAUGAGUGGUCUGAAAUACAAUUACCCCCAAAGAAUGAUUACUUGAAUAUUUUAAAAGAUACUUUUUUGUUGUUCUAUCCAAUAUUGUGUUUCGAAAGCCUUGCCUCUAUUGAUUUGGCAUUAACUUCAAUUUUUCAGAAAGCCAUUAAAUCUACCACAAAAAUGAAAAAUCUUAUUGUGAAUAUCGUUACUCUUUUCAUUUAUUUCUAUUGCAUCAAACCAAUCAAUAACUCAAAGGAAUUAUACCAUCAUUCUACCUCUGAAUUGAUCACCUGUUUCCAUAACCUUUUGGGUUCGUUCACUUUUUGUGAUGCAGCUGAUGGAGCUUUUUUGAGUCUUUCUCAAAAUCUACUUUGUCAACGUUAUGACGAAAUCUCAUUUGUUCAAAUGAAGCAAGUGUUAUGGUGUAAUUACCACAUCUCCAUCGCAGGGGAUAAUACUACCCAGGAACAUACUACAACGGCCAAAUUAAUGGACAAGAACAUAGCCAUACCUUUAGGAGCAUACCUCAUCAAGCUUCGGUACGGUGAUCAAAAUCCUUUGCUUAUGAAAGCAAAUAGGUCUGCGCUGAAACAGGUUCUAGAUUCUAUUCUUGAGAGUAUAGGCCAUGUUUCAAAUCUGCAACCGUUUUUAUUUAUUAGGAAUAAACAUCUUCUAGACGAGUAUCUUCAACGUCCAAUAACUACUCAACUUGUUAAAUCGGCUUUCAGAGGGAUACCAUUACAAAUUAUGAAGAAAAUCAAUACUGAAUUACAGCCUGCCAUUGAUAGUGGUAUAUUCUAUGUGGCAUGUCUUCAGUCAUUUCAUAUGUAUAUGAGUCGGAAAAAGUUGAUGCAAGCACGUCCAUCAGAGUUAGACCCGAUAAUAUCAAAUUUAGGAACAGAUUUAAUAUACGGCUCCAACCGGCCCGAAACGUGGUUUCUACUUGGGAGAUGUUUCUCCCUUAUUGUCGAAGACGACCUAACAUGGACCUCAGAUAAACUGAGCGUGCCAGAGAAAAAACGGACGACAGCGUUUACCCAAAAGAAAGCUGUUCUUUGCUAUAUGAAUGCAAUAUCAUUACAUUAUUCAAGAAGCACUUCUACCCGUGAAGAUAAAGAAAUUUCAUUGAUGUUCUUGAAAGCUUUGGGCACUGAAUUAAUGAAUGGAUUUUUCCCUCCCAUGGAACAGUUAUGUUUCAUCGACAAAGGUUCAGGAAACGUUUUGAAGUUAUCAGAAGAUGGUAAUUUAGUGGAAGGAGUCUCAAUAGAUAGACAUUAUAUUUCCAGCUUUAACGUUAUCCAAGCAAUGUUGCUUUGUUUCCGUACAUCAAUUACACUCUCCACGGAAUUAAAAGUUACUCAAGAUAAGUGGCAAUCUACAGAAUGGUUUCUGUAUUAUCACAUCGGGAAAAUAUUAUUCAAAAAUAGUAUGAAAGGUGACAUAAAACGUGCUUAUGAAAAUAUAUUAAUAGCUUGUUCCCUGACCAGUAAUUCUUCAACUGCUAAAGAAUUACCAAUAGAGCCUCAUUAUACCCUUUUGAGCAUGUGUCAUAGCUUUCUAAGAAACCAUAUUUUUGAUCCUGAGGCAGUCUUUGGUAUCAUUUGUCAAGAUAAACAGUUUUUUAACCAGGAUACUGCCUUCUGGGAACUCGAUAACUGCACCGAGAAUGGCAAUUCAAAAGUAGUGAUAUACAGGAAGCUAAUUCAAUUACUACGUUACCUUUUAUCAGUAGAUAAGAAAAAAUGGUUCCAUAAACCACGGUUUAUGAUAGCUCAGAUCCUUUUUGAAGAAUUCGGGGACAAAGAAGGGGCGUUAAUUGAAAUGGACAAUCUAAUAUCUCUGAAAAAUACUACCAAAACAUUGGUUAAUAUAUGGAAGCCAAGUUCUGAAAGACCUGGUAUGCACUUUCUAUAUACCUAUAAAUACAUUAUGUUUUACUUGAAAAUCCUUGCCUCGAUGGAGGAUUUUCUAUCUAUUGGUCAAGUAAUAAGGAAGGUGAGAAGGUUUGGGUCAGGUAUGGUGUCUUCUAAUGAUGCACUUGAAUCAGCAACGUCGUUAUUCAUAACAAUUAUUGGCAAAAAACUAGAAGUGGACUUGGAAAAAUACGUUGACUUAUGUUUGACAUCUAUUCCAUACCAAGAAUUUAUAAAAGUUUGCCCUAUUAUUGUUGAAAAUUUCUCUACUGGAAAGUACAAUUCUACAUGGUUAGAAGGUAUCGACUUGAGUUGGCAGUUAAAAAAAGGAACAGCUGGUAUAACUUACGAUAAUUGUUGCUUAGCAAUAUUUUUCAAUAAGUUUUUUAUGUCACUGGCAGCCGAAAAAGGAAUAGAUACCUUAAAUUCUGAAACAAUUACUAUACAAACGAAGGAACAAACACAACAAACAGAACCCUCACCGUCUGUAUCAUCAACGGACAACCAAGAAGGGCUUGUAAUGAAACCUAAUCAAACGAAGAAGAGAAUCUCGAAAAAAGACGUAUUUGAUAAAAUCAAAAUCCUUGUUGAUGUAAUAGAGAAAAAUAGUACGCAAUGA